This is a messenger RNA of Aedes albopictus (Asian tiger mosquito), 4291 nucleotides long. Its product is annotated as DNA repair protein complementing XP-C cells homolog. NCBI's taxonomy places the organism in Eukaryota, Metazoa, Arthropoda, Insecta, Diptera, Culicidae. Gene Ontology annotation, molecular function: single-stranded DNA binding; damaged DNA binding. The coding region runs from base 308 to 3997 and encodes 1229 amino acids. Gene Ontology annotation, cellular component: nucleus; cytoplasm; XPC complex. The record is from RefSeq and is a predicted model, not a curated record. Gene Ontology annotation, biological process: mismatch repair; nucleotide-excision repair. The transcript is spliced from 5 exons.
GUUGCGUAGACCACUUGGACCGAUUCCUAAUUCAUCCAAAUUUGCGCGCGUUCAAGUGAACCUGAAUGAACCGCAUGAUGAACACUCGUUUCUGCUUUCAUCGCUUUCAUGAAUCAACAUGUAGCAUAAACAGUAUCCUUUCGAAGGAAGUUUAUGCUGUCCGUACUGUUCGCUGGCCCGCAGGGCAUCUUGUAGAAGUAAUCACGUUUUUCUGCGUUGUUUAAGUGACAUUAUUUAGAUUGAUUUCAUAAGUGUUUUAGUUAGGAAUUGUUUCACAUGAGUGACUAUUUUGUGUUGACUUCGAACAAUGAAUCGAGCCCGGCGCAGCACAGCCGUUUACAACAAAAAGACCCCUAGAAGGCGGGAGCAGGUUAGUGACGAUGAUUUCGAGAGUGAUGGGUUUUCGGACGAGCCUGACGAUGAUGAUGGGGACUUCUCGGCCAGCGAGGAAGAGUGGCUUCCGGGAAAGGAUAAGGAAGGCAAGAGCGAUAGUGCAGAAGGGCAAGGAACCGUAUCGGAUGAAGACGAAGACGAGGAAUCGGAAGGGGUGUCGGAGAAUGAGGAGGGAGGUUCAGGAAGUGACGAGAGUGUGGUAGCUACAGGAAAGAGCGGAGCUAAGAAAAGGACGUCGAAGCCGUCGAACAACCCAUGGCCCAAGAAGAAACGGCUUUCGCCAGCAACGAGAGACGAACUGUACAAGCGUACCAAGAAGAACUUGCUUAGGGAGGUGGACCCAGAAUUACCCUCUUUGAACUCCAGUCUGUCGGAUAUCCUGAAGCAGUGUCAGUUCCAGAAGAAGAGAGACUUCUCCCACUGUUCAAAGCGAGAACCCGCCAAGGUGACCAAGAAAGCAAAGGGCGAAGAUGACUCAGACAGUAGCGGUGACGAUCACUUGAUGAAACCGGAGGAGUUGGAUUUGUCUUCCAAAUUUUUCGAUAAGGUUGACACGACAAAGCAGCGCCAUUCGGAAGAAGCUGCUCCGCAGUUCGAUUGCAAUGCAAGGAUGCGGUUGUCGGACAGUUCGGAGGAUGACGAGCAAGCAGAGGAAUCGAUACCGGCGUCCAUUCAGAAAGUGGCCGCACAACAGUUGAUCAACAAGAUAAACGAGUCGUCAGGCGAGUUUUUGAAUUUUAACAAUUUGGGAGAGUUCAACAAGAAGAUAGAGGAGGCGAAGAAGAUGCUGAAGGAGUAUCAAGCGAAGGAGAGUCAGGCAGAUUCUGAGAAUGCGGCUGGAGAAGACGUUUCAAAUUUAUUGGCUCUGGGUGAGGCGGAGGCUGGCACCUCACCUGGUGGGAGGGCAGAUGCUGGCCAACAAAAUGAGGAAGCGAGUGAAGAAUCUGAUUGGGAAGAGGUGGAAGAUGCCGCCAAAAGUCAGAGCCAGCCGACGGGGCAAUUACCGGAGGACUAUCAUAUAACGGUGGAAGUUGAGACGGCUAAGACUAAAAAGAAACGAUGGGAGGAGAUUGAGAUGGAACUGUACAUCAAGCGGCAGAUCAAUAAGGUCAAACGGGCGAAUCAACUAGCAUUCCACAAGAGUAGCGUUCUCUGCACGAUCGCAGGAGGGAAGAAGUUGAACGAAAUUGUGAACUCUGAAGGGAUGAGAGGUAAAGCGUUGUCCCUUAUGCAAUCCAGUCAAUGUGUGUUGAAGGGAAAGAUAGAUGAAAAGUUUGUAGAGCAGUUGAUGAAGUGGUUCAAGGGGACAUUUGAGCUUACUAGCGAACAAAUUAUGGGCCCAAAAUCCGCAAAAUUUAGCUUCACUCUGGCUUUGGAGCUGUUCACGCAAAAAGUUGUUUGCAAGAGGGAUUAUGUACUGUUGUUUUUGGUGUGUUUACGUGUAGCUGGGGUCGACUGUCGUCUGGUGAUUUCUGCCAACGUUCCGCCGAAACGUCCGGCUAUGAAGGAUCUAUGUCCCAUCUCGGAGAGACAGCUUAUCGAAGACUUUGAAAAACAAUACAAACGUAAAAUGGUUGUAAAGUCAUCCCCACAACAAGAAGAUGAAGAACCUAAGCUAACUAUUGUAAAGAAUGAAGAAAUAAAGACCGAGGAUAAAUCAGCUGAUGAAACAUCGUUGAACGAAAAAAGUGAAGAAGCGACCGAAAAAACUACUCGGAAGACUAACAAACUUUCAGCCAAAACUUCAAAAUCUUCAAAAAUCUCCGGAAAAUCACUUUCUAAAAUUGAAGUUGUAGAUCCGGCGGUAGAACCUCGCCGUACUAGAACACGCGCAAAAAGCACUCGCAAUGCUUCUGCGGACUCUUCUAAGAAAUUAAGAUUUUCUCCAGAGCCUGAAGUUCUUUCAGGAGAACCCUCGGGAAGUCCAGCAAAGGAAAACGCCCGACCCAGAAGAUCUAUUCUGAAACGUGCUUCGCCCCGGGUGGCCAACUCUCCUAAACGAGAGCCCCUCAACAGCCUGAUCAUACCGCAGUUGGAUGGAAUCGACGACUUGAAAUCGACUCCAAGAAGCGCCCCGAUUUCGCGCCGACUUCGAAGCCGAGUUAAAUCUUUGUCCGAUCCUAACGCCAGUUCCCCGUUCGCCAAGCGUAAAACCAACACACCGCAAGCCAAAGAAAAGAACAACAACCAACCGGGUCGAAUAUCCAAGAGAAAGCUCUUCGACGUUGCCAAACCGCUCAAAGAACCGACGACAGCAAAGCCAAAGUCCGCCAGAAACAAAAUCCUUACGUCGGAUUCGUCCGACGAAGAACCUCCCAAGUCGGAACCUCCAUCACCAGCUCUGAAUAAGAAACGCACCACCAGCCGAAAACCCAAACCCCCACAUUCAUCGGAGGACAGCGAUUUUGAGUCACCUGGCAAGAAGAAAGCCAAACGCUCCAAGAAGGUCAAGUCCGAAUCACCGAAAGCGGAGUCGAAAAAGAUAGCGGGUGGUAAACGGUCGACCAAGCAAAAGCAGCCGAAGAAAAAAGUAGUGGAGGAAGAGGAGGGCGACGACGGCGUAACAACGGCAUCGGCAGCCACCAAGAUGAACUUCUGGAUCGAGUUCUACUCGGACAAGGACAAACGGUGGAUCACGGUGGAUUUGUUCACCGGGAAGAUCAACUGCGUGGACUAUUUGGCGCGUCACGCCACCAGUCCCAUCAGCUACGUGUUCGGGUUCGAUAACCGUGGUCACAUCAAGGACGUCACCCCGCGAUACGUCCAGCAUUGGAACAACGUGAGCCGAAUGUUGCGCGUCGAGCCCAAGUGGCUGGAAAAGGCCCUGAAGCCAUUCCAGGCCAAGAAGACGGCACGGGAAAAGCUGGAGGACGAAGAGCUGAACAAAAUCCACAUCGAUAAGCCGCUGCCUACCACGAUUGCUGAGUGCAAAAACCACCCGCUGUACGUGCUGAAGCGCCAUCUGCUCAAGUUUGAAGCCCUCUACCCGGCGGACGUACCCAGUUUGGGAUUCGUCCGGGGCGAGGCCAUCUACGCGCGGGAAUGCCUUUUUGUGUUGCAAACUCGAGAAAAGUGGUACAAACAGGGCCGGGUGGUCAAGCCGUUCGAGACGGCCUACAAGGUGGUCAAGUGUUGGAGGUACGACAAGCUGAAAAACGAGUGGCUCGGGAAUCAACCGUGCGAUAUUUUCGGCGUUUGGCAAACCGAAGAGUAUGAUCCACCGACGGCGAAGAAUGGGCUGGUCCCGCGGAACGAGUACGGAAAUGUGGAGCUGUUCACACCGAAGAUGUUGCCCAAGAAGACGGUCCAUUUGCAGCUUCCAGGUUUGAAUCGGGUCUGCCGACGGCUCGGCAUCGACUGCGCCCCGGCACUGACCGGCUUCGAAAAGGCCCGCAUGCGUAUGGUUCCGGUCUACGAUGGGUUCGUGGUGUGCGAGGAGUUCGCCACCAAAGUCGUCGAAGAGUGGUACAAAGAGAUGGAGGAGGAAGACCGCCGCGAGCAGGAAAAGUUCGAAAAGCGUGUCUACGGCAACUGGAAGCGCCUCAUCAAGGGACUGUUGGUGCGCCGAAAGCUGCAAAACAAGUACAACUUUGAUAAUCUUUAGAGAAAACUGUGCUGGCAGCAGUAUUAUUGUAUUGUUUGUGUUAAUUUGAAUGAUUCAACAAGUAUUGUAUGUUUAUAUGUUCUUUUUUCAAUACUCAAACUUUUAUGCAUCACAAACUGUCGAAAUUGUAUUUAUUCUGUAGUCUACUCCUUACAAGUAACCCCCUGAUCAACUUUCUCCAAUUAUCGUAGAUCCUCUUUUUUCGUUUUUCGUGUUGUCUCCUGACCUGUUCCUGCUGAUCUGUUUCGUAUUGUGCUAGCACUUGCUGUUCAAACUCCUUGCAAAUUACAAUGC